AUGUUUCGCCAGCAGCGAUACAAUGUACCCAUGUAUUCCCGCCAGACGGGGUUUAUCAAAUUAGCCAGAGUUGAGCCGGCACUGAUUGGCGGGCGCUUUCCCGAAAGCAGAAAUGACCGCAUUAGUGGCGAGCUUGGAAGCAUCAAUUUGCGCACUCGCAUCUCCCAACGACAACAUUUUCUGCCGUUCGCACCCGCCGCCCGACGACCGCCAGAUUUCAAGAUGUUUGCGCUUUCAGAAGAGUCCAAGGAGCGCAUUGCCAAGCUCAUUGACGUAUCCCGAGUCGCCAUUCACUAUGGCUACCUUCCUCUGAUUCUCUACCUCGGCUACACCCGCAGCGACCCCCGACCUUCAGUCAUCCGGUAUGCCGUUGCUCUCAAAUCCAAAUACACAGACAAAGGCCGCUAA
This is a messenger RNA of Trichoderma aggressivum f. europaeum, 408 nucleotides long. RefSeq lists its product as uncharacterized. Lineage: Eukaryota; Fungi; Ascomycota; Sordariomycetes; Hypocreales; Hypocreaceae. Gene Ontology annotation, biological process: protein import into mitochondrial matrix. Gene Ontology annotation, cellular component: mitochondrial outer membrane translocase complex. The record is from RefSeq and is a predicted model, not a curated record. The transcript has 5 exons. Bases 1 to 408 code for a protein of 135 amino acids.